CCAUUCAAUCGAUAUUCGACGUACCUGAAAUUGUGUCGCCCUCAACCAGAGCAAGAAACGCCAAAAAUUGUUGUAGAGUCAGCUAAGUUUAUGACUCGAAGAGCCGCCCCUAAAGGGCCUGAAGCUAGCGAUAAUCAUACCCCACUAGAGACUGAUUUCAGGUACAAAAUAUUCUAUUCUGCAAAAGAAAUCGAAGAAACGGGGCUUCGGCUAAAACUUGCAACAACUCGCAGAGCGAGAGCGCUUACGUGCCAGAAAAUACAUCCCAACAGAUAUCGUUACCUCCAGGAUAUAUACCCCGUGAGGAGCGUGAAGCGUCUCAGAGAAUGGGCCAUCGAUCACGGUGAAGAUCCAGAUAGAUUUAUGACAAUAACUGAGAAAGAUAGAAAUUUAUCAAGGAUAUACCGAGAUAGAAUUAUGUCCGAUGCAGAGAUAAUAGACUUUGCACGAGAUCAAAACCUCAAUCCAGAAGAAUUAAUGGAUAUGUCCAGACGCGAACGAUUGAUAAGUGAAGAGAUAUAUCUCCGUGAAUGGAAGGAUGAGGGUACCCCUCGAUCACAUGUCUAUAAUGACGAAGAAUGGAUAAAAAAUAUAGCGAUACUCCAAGAGAGUGGCUAUUUAUG
This is a messenger RNA of Paraglomus brasilianum, 623 nucleotides long. Lineage: Eukaryota; Fungi; Glomeromycota; Glomeromycetes; Paraglomerales; Paraglomeraceae. The record is from the annotation of a GenBank genome assembly.